This is a messenger RNA of Mesoplodon densirostris (Blainville's beaked whale), 3725 nucleotides long. It is a transcript of the gene CCSER2, whose product is annotated as coiled-coil serine rich protein 2. NCBI's taxonomy places the organism in Eukaryota, Metazoa, Chordata, Mammalia, Artiodactyla, Ziphiidae. The record is from RefSeq and is a predicted model, not a curated record. Gene Ontology annotation, cellular component: microtubule cytoskeleton. The transcript is spliced from 11 exons. Gene Ontology annotation, molecular function: microtubule binding. Gene Ontology annotation, biological process: microtubule bundle formation. The coding region runs from base 452 to 3595 and encodes 1047 amino acids.
CCGGAGGGCGGAGUCCAGGCGGGCGCCGGCCGAGGGAGGGGGUGCGGUGGGUCUGGAGUCCAGCGUUCCCUCAGGCCGUGGACGUGAUGCUGGCUGCUGUGGGUCGGGCGGCUGGGCCAGCGGGGAUGUGACGGGCGGCCCCUUGCCUCACCUGCCGUCCUUUGGCCUGUAGGUCGCUGGGCGACCCGCAGCCGGGCCGCGGCUGAGGAGGCAGCGCGACCUCCGCACGGCUCGGGAUGCGCAGGCUCAGCGGCCAUGGCUCACCGGCCUAGCCGCUCCGCGGCAUGUGGGAUCCCCGCAGACCGGGGCACGAACCCGUGUUCCCUGCAUCGGCAGGCGGACUCUCAACCACUGCGCCACCAGGGAAGCCGCAUGACUGCAUUUUUUAAUUGGUUAACCGACUGCAUAUCAGAUUUUGUCAAAUUUUAAGAACAAAUGCACCAUAUAGCUCAUGGAAGAAAAAACACAAAUCAAGACUUUUUUGGGUUCCAAGUUGCCAAAGUAUGGAACAAAACCUGUAAGAAGUACACUGCAGCCAAUGCCAAAUGGAAAACCUGUUAAUUUAUUGGGAACUUCCAAGAGUAGUAAUGCCAAAAGUUACAUCAAAAAUAAUGGCUCUGAUUGUUCAUUGUCCCAUUCAUUUAAUUGGAGAACGGCAAAUAAAUACCAGUUUAGUGCACAAAGUCCUGAAGAGCCUAACGGUACUCAGAGUUCACAUGAUAAAGAAAUUGAUCCUGAAAAACAUGCACCUGCUCAAGGAAUGUUUGAUCAAAAUGGGAUGAAGGGAGGUUUGAAAAGUAUUUCUUUACUCACAUCAAAGUUAGCAAAGACAUCUACUAUGUUUGUGUCAUCUGCAGAAGAGUUAAACCAAAAGUCUUUGUCUGGACCGUCUAAUUUGGGUAAAUUCACCAAAGGCACAUUAUUAGGAAGGACUUCAUAUGCUUCAGUCAGUGCUCCAAAAUCGCAGUUGAGUGGAUUUUAUGGAAACCGAUCAGCUGGUAGCAUACAAAGUCCUAGAGCAAACUCCUGUGCCACCAGAAGCAGCUCUGGAGAAAGCUUAGCACAAUCCCUAGAUAAUAUUAAAUCUCUUGCUUGUGAAAAAAUGGUUAGGUCACAGAGUUUUUCACAUUCCAUUCAGAAUUCAUUCCUUCCACCUUCAUCUAUAACCAGAUCACAUUCCUUCAAUAGAGCUGCAGAUCUUACAAAGCCUUAUCAGAAUCAACAGCUACCCAUUAGAGUGCCUCUGAGGUCAAGUAUGCUAACAAGAAAUUCUCGGCAGUCAGAAGUACUCAAUGGGAAUGAACAUUUAAGGUAUGGAUUUAAUAGGCCUUAUGCUGCUGGUGGAAAGAAGUUGGCUUUACCAAAUGGCCCAGGUGUAACUUCCACUUUGGGUUAUAGGAUGGUUCAUCCCUCUCUACUGAAAUCUGGCCGACCUCCGUUUUCUGGGACUAUCACAGUUGAUGGUAAUAAAAAUUCACCGGCUGACACAUGUAUAGAGGAAGAUGCUGCACUUGUGGCUAAGGACAGAGCUAAGGAUAAGGACCAAGAACUAAUUGACAAUGAUAGUUAUAGAACAGAAAAUGACCAGACCAUGAAGCAUGAUGCUAAAAUUAGAUACCUGGGUGAUGAUGUGGAUGACAUUUCAUUGUCUUCUCUGUCAUCUUCUGAUAAGAAUGAUUUAAGUGAAGACUUCAGUGAUGAUUUUAUAGAUAUAGAAGAUUCCAACAGAACUAGAGUAACUCCAGAGGAAAUUUCUCUCAAAGAAGAAAAGUGUGACAAUGUACCACCAAAGGAUAUAUAUGAUUCCCCCAAGGAAAAUGAAAAAUCCUUCAGUAAAACUGAUGAGUGGAUAGAUAUAAGUGUCUCUGACAGGAGUGAAUGUUCAAAACAUGCUUCUGGAAACAACUUGAUUUCACCAGAUACAGAUUACAGAGCUGGUUCUUCAUUUGAACUCUCUCCAUCUGAUAGCUCUGAUGGAACGUACAUGUGGGAUGAAGAGGGCUUGGAGCCCAUUGGAAAUGUCCACCCAGUUGGGAGCUAUGAGUCCUCUGAGAUGAACAGCAUAGAUAUUCUGAAUAAUCUUGAAUCAUGUGACCUUGAGGAUGAUGACCUUAUGCUUGAUGUGGAUCUGCCUGAGGAUGCACCUCUUGAGAAUGUGGAGUGUGACAAUAUGAACCGCUUUGACCGAUCAGACAGAAAUGUUCGGCAGUCUCAAGAAGGAUUUUGGAAAAGGCCACCCCAGAGGUGGAGUGGACAGGAACAUUACCACCUUAGCCAUCCUGACCACUAUCAUCACUAUGGAAAAAGUGACUUGAGCAGAGCCUCUCCCUAUAGAGAAUCUCCUUUGGGUCAUUUUGAAAGCUAUGGAGGGACCCCCUUUUUCCAGGCUCAGAAGAUGUUUGUAGAUGUACCAGAAAAUACAGUGAUACUGGAUGAGAUGACCCUCCGGCACAUGGUUCAGGAUUGCACCGCUGUAAAAACUCAGUUACUCAAACUGAAACGGCUGCUGCAUCAGCAUGAUGGAAGUGGUUCAUUGCAUGAUGUUCAACUCUCCUUGUCAUCUAGUCCAGAACCAGAAGAUGGUGAUCAGAUAUACAAGAAUGAAGAUUUAUUAAAUGAAAUAAAACAACUUAAAGAUGAAAUAAAGAAAAAAGAUGAAAAAAUCCAACUAUUAGAACAUCAGCUUGCAACUCGGUGUAACUGCCAUCAAAAAUCUAAAGAGGAAAAACGCACAUAUGCUGAUAAAUAUACCCAAACACCCUGGAGAAAAAUUCCUCCUCAAGUACUACAGCCUUCCAGCAGCCUUCCCAGACCCACAGACCACGCCCAGGGAAAACUAGCAAAGCCACAACAUACCGAGGCCCACAGUGAGUGCAUAAUCCAGGGCAUACAUCAGGCUGUUGCACCUCUGGAUGAAAGCUUUACACACGGCUUGCAACAAGAAAGCAGCAGUGGUCUGGAAGACCGGCCUUUUUCAUCAAGCCCACAAUUCACUAAGGAUGUGGUGAAGAGUACACCUUCUGAAGCAGACUUGAACAUGACCAUGAAUGCUCAAGAGCCUUAUCAUUUGGCAAAUAAUCAAAUUAGUGACAUGCAAUUUGUGACCACUUCUCUUCAGACACUUCCCCAGUCAAGUAUAGUAGACCAGGCUAAGAGAGUUGGAAGAAAUCAGUCUUCACCAGAGGGCUACACAUCUCAGCCCAAGUCCUUGAAGCUUUUUAAGCCAUCCAUCUUGAAUUCUGUGGUACCUCCUCCAGUUCCUGAAACGUGUCCAAGUGGGAAUCCCACUUGUAAGAAGUCACCAAUAAUCACACCAUGUAAUUCUGCAAAACUCCAGCCAACAUCUAGUCAAACAAAUCUUGCAAAUAAUCCAAAUCCAAAAGCAUCUAAGCUCCGCCCCCCUGCUGGCUCUUUCAAACAAAAACAAAUAAGCAGCCCCCAGCUAGAGCCUCAAAACUUCCAGGCCAAGACAAGCAUCCCAAGGCCAUUAACAAGAAGAAAAGAAAUCAUGCAGAAUCCUAAUGACAAUUUGAAUUCUGGGGAUUGUUUGGCCUCUAAUCAAUAUUCUCGACUUCCUAAACCAAAGAUACAUUAAGCAUAGCCAUCACCUGCCAAUUUGUUUUUUUUAAAAAACAGUCUGUAAUAGCUUUAUGUGCAGUUUGCUACUGUGAUGGAGGUUCCAUUGAAAGCUUGCAAAUCUAAAAAUUAAAAUGUGGAAGCUUCUA